CACAAAACUACAAUAGGUACAAAACUCGUAGAUAAAAUACAACGGCGUCCAGAGGGUAGCGCUUUCGCAGUGAAUGUGAGCGUCAGACAAAAAAGGCUGUCCCCGGAGCGGCCGUAUACUUAGUGCACGAUGCGCGUGACUUGUACCCGUGAGGAUAUUUCGCGGAUCCCGAAGCACAAGAACGGGCCGUACAGGCCCCGUGAGUUGACGCUAACGCGCUCGCCGUUGCAAGACGGACUGGGCAGAGUCGUAGGUUGGGGUGCUGCGAUACAAGCAGGCACCGCUUACUGAAUGAAAGGGCGAUGUCUUACGAGGGCCUGUACAUGAGAACAUCAAGGAAUCAAGCGCAUAUGUGCAUGUCACAUACUCUACAUGUCACACUUGGAUGCUCGAGCCGCCACCCCGCAUUGAAGAACCCUUGCAAACUGUAUGGACAGGCAGGAGUCGGUGCCGCAGGUUUGUGACAUAUUGAGCUUAGCGAGACACGGCGGAG
Messenger RNA from Phanerochaete carnosa HHB-10118-sp, 493 nucleotides. RefSeq lists its product as uncharacterized. The coding region runs from base 130 to 291 and encodes 53 amino acids. Lineage: Eukaryota; Fungi; Basidiomycota; Agaricomycetes; Polyporales; Phanerochaetaceae. The record is from RefSeq and is a predicted model, not a curated record. The transcript has 5 exons.